Armigeres subalbatus is the source of this 550-nucleotide messenger RNA. Its product is annotated as cytochrome c oxidase subunit 6B1-like. Gene Ontology annotation, cellular component: respiratory chain complex IV; mitochondrion. Bases 165 to 425 code for a protein of 86 amino acids. The record is from RefSeq and is a predicted model, not a curated record. Lineage: Eukaryota; Metazoa; Arthropoda; Insecta; Diptera; Culicidae. The transcript is spliced from 2 exons.
CCUGACAGACAGAAAAAAUUUUUUUCUCGUUUCGAGUGAAAAAUCGAAGCAAGCAGCCAUCUUAGCUCGUCCAAGUCACAGUCGUAAGAGCAGUGUGUGUUCAAGUGCGUGCGAGAAAUUUUCCUAGCGUUCCCGAAUCAGAACCGCCACCAGGACAGGAAACGAUGGCCCCGAAACCGACUGAGUCCGAAGCGCUAGUGCUCCCGCUGAAGGCCGCUCCAUUCGAUCCCCGCUUCCCGAACCAGAACCAAACCAAAUACUGCUACCAAAGCUACCUGGACUUCUACCGGUGCGAGAAGGUGAAGAGCGAAGGCGCCGAAGUGUGUCAGUACUUCAAGAAUGUCUUCACCGAUAUCUGCCCGAACGCGUGGGUCGAGAAGUGGGACAACCAGCGGGCCGAAGGUACCUUCGUCAGCAAAAUCUAAACCGUUGUUCCCGGCGAACGAGUUCCAAUGAUGCUUGGCGGACGAGUUGUACAGAAACAGAUGGAGGCGAGCGGGAAAGUAUUUGCGUUUGAACAAGCAUUUCAGUAAUAUAGAUGUGACCGUUA